GAAGAGCGCAAGAAGGUCAAGAAGCCAAAUGCAGCUGCUGUUGCUGAAAUUGGUGAGCAUGUCGAGGGCUUGACAAAUGACGUCGAAAGCCUGUUGGCUCAACUAAGGCGAGCGAGGGCGAAAAAACCCAAAGCUUCUGGAGGUGGCGAUGAAGAUACAGAGGAAGAAGAGGGUAGUGAAGAUGACGCCGAACAGCAAGAUGCUGAUUCCAAGAAUGCAGGAGAUGAGGACAAUACUACUAAAAACGUGG
Amoebophrya sp. A25 is the source of this 250-nucleotide messenger RNA. The record is from the annotation of a GenBank genome assembly. Lineage: Eukaryota; Dinophyceae; Syndiniales; Amoebophryaceae.